GUCUCAAACUCCUGGCCCCAAGUGAUCCUCACUCCUCAGCCUCCUGAAGUGCUGGGAUCACAGGCGUGAGCCGCCCGCCUCCGCCCUGAUGUGCGUUUUGAAGGACUCCUCUGGCUGUGGACUUGCCUGGGCUGUGGGGCCCAGUGGGGCCUGAGAAGGUCCUGGAGAGGGCGUUUGGGAGGCGACGUGGGGGGAACAUGAGGGGGGUGGCAGGGAUGAAGGGCGGCCCCCACGUGGAACAUUGAGGACUUCAUUAGGAUGGCACAUCUGCUUGGGGUCCUGGGCCUCUGAGCUGGGCAAGGACAGUCGUGGCAGGUGUUGGGGCAACAUGUAGCCCAACCUGGUUCUUUGUCCCCCACCCCGGCAGGCAGUUCCUUUGAGACCCAGAUCAUCGGGGGCCGGGAGGUCAUCCCCCACUCGCGCCCGUACAUGGCCUCGCUGCAGAGAGGCGGCUCCCACCUGUGCGGCGGGGUCCUGGUGCACCCAAAGUGGGUGCUGACGGCUGCCCACUGCCUGGUCCAGCGGACGGCCCAGCUGAGGUUGGUGCUGGGGCUUCAUGCCCUGGGCCACCUCGGUCUCACCUUCCACAUCAAGGCAGCCGUCCAGCACCCUCGCUACAAGCCGGCCCCUGCCCUGGAGAACGACCUGGCGCUGCUUCAGCUGGACGGGAAAGUGAAGCCCAGCCGGACCGUCCGGCCCCUGGCCUUGCCCGGUAAGCGCCAGGCAGUGGCUGCAGGGACUCGGUGCAGCACGGCCGGCUGGGGGCUGACCCAGCAGGGCGGGCGCCUGUCCCGGGUGCUGCGGGAGCUGGACCUCCGCGUGCUGGACACCCGCAUGUGUAACAACAGCCGUUUCUGGAACGGCAGCCUCUCCCCGCACGUGGUCUGCCUGGAGGCCGACUCCAAGGACCAGGCUCCCUGCAAGGGUGACUCGGGUGGGCCCAUCGUGUGUGGCAAAGACCAGGUGUUGGCCGGAGUCCUGUCCUUCAGCUCCAGGGUCUGCACCGACGUCUUCAGGCCCCCUGUGGCCACCACCGUGGCGCCCUACGUGUCCUGGAUCAGGAAGGUCACCGGCUGAUCCGGCCUGAUGUCCUGGGGUGACGGGGACUGCCUCGCUGUCUCCACAGGACCCCUCCCCUCCAGGGGUGCAGCGGGGUGGAUGAGCACAGGUGGGAGGGACAGGGAGGGACCAAUAAAUCAUGAUAAAGAAAUGCUCAGAGC
Chlorocebus sabaeus (green monkey) is the source of this 1220-nucleotide messenger RNA. The record is from RefSeq and is a predicted model, not a curated record. Lineage: Eukaryota; Metazoa; Chordata; Mammalia; Primates; Cercopithecidae.